AUGUGCGACGCUUUGGAGAUAGAGAAACAUCGUCUAACUGAGGACAGUAAUCUGGGAGAGAGGACGAAGCUUACGGUAGACCAAAUAACGGAAGGAAUGCAAUUGUGCCUUAACAUGUCUUAUUUCACGUUCCAAUCUAGAUUAUACACUCAGGAACUAGGACUUGCCAUGGGAUCGCCAAUAUCUCAUGUAUUGGCAAAUUUAUACAUGGAAGAUUUUGAAACGAAGGCGCUGACUGACUCUUGUAGCUCACCGAAAAUUUGGUGGCGCUACGUGGAUGACAUCCUUGUUAUCAUAAAACGGGAUAAGAAAGACGAGUUUCUAAACCGCUUGAACACACUAUGGAAUUGGAAUCUGGCAAUGGAACAUUGCCAUUCCCUGACU
Dicrocoelium dendriticum is the source of this 384-nucleotide messenger RNA. NCBI's taxonomy places the organism in Eukaryota, Metazoa, Platyhelminthes, Trematoda, Plagiorchiida, Dicrocoeliidae. The record is from the annotation of a GenBank genome assembly.